UGUUUCUUCGAGUGGUGUUUCCCUUCCCCCUGGGGCUGUUCCCAGGCCGGGUGCCUGUCAGCCCCAGCCCAUGUUUGCACACCCCAGGCGCCCCUUGCCCUCUGCCCUGUCCCACCGUGCCCACGGGUGAAGCUCCCAUUGCCCGUUCCCACCCUGUGCUCCCCUGACCAUCCCCUGCUGCCUGCAGGGCAGGGGAAAAGCACUCCUGGAAGCACGAGGCCUCUGUCACACCCCCAGAAUCUGGUGCAGUUUUGGCACUGCCAAUGCCUGCAGGUGGGGCAGCUGGAGAAGACUGCUGCUGCUCUCCUGGCACUUGUUGCAGGAGCACCUGCAGAGCCCAGCAGCAGCUCCAGUCUCUGCUGUCUCCUCUGCAGCAGCUCCAGACCUGAGGUGGCCCUGGUUCUCCAAAGCAUUGGCUUCCCCAUAAAGCCACAACUCCUUCACAGCCCCACAGAAGCCAAGUGGGAUUUGGUGGCUUCUCUUUCAAAGCAUGCACACUGGUAGUGGGGUGGGCAGCUCUGCAUUGGCUGUGCAAGCUGCUUCUGGCUCCCCCUUCUCCCAAGUGACCCCUUCCAGAAGCUCCCAUCCCCACACCACAGCUCUGCUGUCCCUAUGCAACACCAGUGGUCACAGAGACUAAAAACAGGAUGUCUGUGGCAGAGUGUGGAUGUGCUUCAUGGUGGGAGGGCUAUGGUCUGCCCUCUUCCACAGUUGCUUCCUAGGUAUUCAUGUCCCCUCCUGCAUGGCUGGCCUGUCACCAGAGUGGAGGGAUGGUGUCCUGGAGGGACUGGCAGAGGAGGCCAGUCACUCCUCACUGUUUCCCUGCAGGUUGGGCUGGGGCCUCACUCAGGUGUGCCAGGGGACAUCUCACCCCAAUGGCAGCCCCUGCCAGGCUAGUUGUGGCCCCCAUGUAGGCCACCAACCAGUCCUGCCACUCAGUCCAGCUCCCUUAGACCAGACAAGCCCUUGAGAGGCUCAGUGUGUUCUCAGAGGCUCAGGCUGGAAAAGCUGAGCUUUUCCCAGUCCCACUCAUAAACCACCACAGCACAAAUGAGAUUAAAUUCAUCCUGAGGGGAUUCCCUGGCUAUGAGAGUUUACUCCUGGUUGCAAUAUCACUGAAAUUAAAACUCCUUCCCUCCCUGGCCUCAGGAGAGCUGCAGCCAGGUCCUGUUAGUGCCAUGACAAGGACUGGGCUGGCAGUGCCCAGGGCAAUACACCUGCCAGAGCAGACAGGCAGUUGAUAGGGAAUGUGGGCUUUCCUGCUCACUCCCCUCUCCUUUUCCAAACCCAGGAAAGAUCUGUGUGGAGGGAAAAGCUUCUCAUCUUGUUUUUCCACUUGAUGCCCCUCUUUUUCCACUGUGGAUGCACAGGGCACUGCAACCCCUGAAAAAAUUCUUCCUGGAGGCCUGGAUGAUGCCCUGAGCUCCUGGGUCUCCUUCAGAGCCCAUGAGGGAUGGGCAGGACCUGGCAGCUGCCCCAGCAGCUCUGUGUGCCUGGCAGCAACCAGGACAGGCAGGACAUCCUUAGCUGCUGUCCUUCCAGCACAAGGGCAGCAGCUGACACUCACAGACAUUCAAGGCAUCUUUCAGAGCAAAAAAGAGACUUUUUCAUCCUGCUGAAGCCCAGCAAACCCAUGCCCCACUGCUUUGCCAUCUUGGAGCUGGGUGUCCAGAGCGUGGCUUCAUUUCACAGUGGGCCUCAUCUGCCAGAGGAAGCAAGGAAUUAAAGCAGAGUCCUUCCUGCAGCGAGCGAGUGGAUGUUCUGAGGCCUCCAGUUUGCAGACCCAGAGUCCUUCCUGAAGUCUGCACGGCUGCAGCGCCUGCCCUCGUCCUCCUCAGAGAUGGGAAGCCAGGACGUGUCCCCUCUGCAGGAGACCAGCAAGGAUCCCUUCUCUGGGGACUGCAGCUGCCGGCAGGACGGGCUGACCGUCAUCAUCACCGCCUGCCUGACCUUCGCCACCGGGGUCACCGUGGCCCUCAUCAUGCAGAUCUAUUUUGGGGACCCUCAGCUGUUCCCGCGCGGGGCCGUGGUGACGGACGCGGCGCCCUGCACGGCGCUGGGCACCCGCGUGCUGGCCCGGCGCGGCUCCUCGGUGGACGCGGCCAUCGCCUCCGCCCUCUGCGCCGGCAUCGUCAACCCCCACGCCUCGGGGCUGGGAGGGGGCGGGGUGAUGCUGGUCCACGACAUCCGCAAGAACCGGAGCUGGGUGAUCGACUUCCGAGAGGUGGCUCCCCUGGGCAUCCCGCUGGAAGGGGACCUGCAGCACGACACCAAGCCAGGUCUGCUCGUGGGGGUGCCAGGCAUGAUCCAAGGAAUGCACCAGGCACACCAGUUACAUGGCAGGCUCCCCUGGUCCGAGCUGCUGAGCCUCACGGCCGGUGUCGCCCAGAACGGCUUUAACGUCACACAUGAGCUGGCCAGAGCCCUGAGUGAACUGAAGGAGCUGAACUUCUCUGGGCGGUUCCAGGAGCUCUUCCUGCCGGCUGGGCAGCCCCUGCUGCCGGGAAUGUUCGUCCGGCGCCCGGACCUGGCGGCCGUGCUGCAGCUGCUGGGGGCAGAAGGGGUCUCAGCCUUCUACAGAGGAAACUUGACCCAGGAGAUGAUCUCUGAGGUCCACAGCUAUGGAGGAGUGUUGGUGGAGGAAGAUUUCAGCAAUUACAGUGUCACUGUGGAGGAGCCUGUGCACACAAUCUAUCGAGGGCACCUUGUUUUCACCCCCCCACCUCCACAUGCAGGUCCUGCACUGAUCACAGCACUGAACAUUCUCGAGGGCUUUAACAUCACAAGGCAAGGAUCCAGAGGGAAUAUCUUACACUGGAUAGCAGAGACACUAAAAAUAGCCCUGAGCCUGGCGAGCAACCUGGGAGACCCAUCUGGUGACGUGUCUGUCACUCACACAGCAGAAGGCAUGGUGAGUAAAUCAGAAGCCAGUUCCCUGCGGCAGCUGAUCGAUGGCUCCCAGCCCGUCCCGCCCGAGCCGCGCCCCGCCCUGCGGAGCGGCACCGCCGCCAGCCAGGUCCUGGUCAUGGGCCCUGACGACUUCAUCGUGGCCCUGCUGAGUUCUUUGAACCGUCCCUUUGGCAGUGGAAUAGUAACACCCUCUGGAAUCCUCCUGAACAGCCAGAUGUUGGACUUCUCCUGGCAAAAUAAAACAAUGAACCACUCCAUUCCCAGGCUGCAGAACGUCCUUCAGCCCGGGAAGCGGCCGCGCUCCUUCCUGCUGCCCACCAUUGUGAGGCCCUCGGAGGGGAUGUGUGGCACCUACCUGUGCCUGGGGGCCAACAACGGGGACAGAGCCCUGAGCAGCAUCCUCCAGGUUUUGGUAAACGUUUUAUCAUUUCACAAGAAUCUGAGUGAAAGUUUGUCACUUGGUCGACUUCACCCCCAGCUUCAGUCCAACACCUUGCAGGUUGACAGUGAGUUUCCUGAAGAAGAUAUUGAAUUUCUUGUGGCCAGGGGCCAUCAGGUGGAAAAAGUCCCAGUGUUAUCCCUGGUUCAUGGGGCCAGGAGAACCAACAGUUUCAUCAUUGGCCUGAAGGACCCCAGGAGUGCAGAUGCUGCUGGGGCCACAACCUUGUAGCAGCUCCCAGGGCCCUGUUCUGUGAGCAAGGCUGACACACAAGUGAUGUGCAUGUUCUGAAGUGGCCCUUCUCCAGCCCUGCACACUGCUGGGAAGAGGUUCUGCACUCCCCACCCUGACAGUACCAGAGGACAGCACCAACAUCCAGCUCUCUUUUGAUUUCUCAGUUAUUUGGAUUGCAGCAGCCCUGUCCUUGUUACUGGAGUGGCACGAGCACUUUUCUUUUGGCAGUCUUGCUAAUAGUUCAGUCUUUCCAAAGCCCAGUUCUAGCCAGCAUCUUACUUUCAGGGAUCAGGAGCAUGAGCAAGGGAAAAAGCAGCUGCUGCUGCUGCUGUUAGUUUUGAUGAUGAUUAUUCUCAUCUCCCUGUCUUUCCCAAGUUCCUUCUUUGCCUCCAGUGUAAGUCAGUAAUUAAUAUAGCCUGAUAGUGUUUGUAGGUGCCUGCAGCUGGAAUACUGGGGAGUCCUCUAAUACUCCAUCUGAGCCACCUGAUUUUUACCAGCAUGCAGCAUCCCAGGGAAGUUCCUGUGCUCACACCACUGCAUACCUUGAAUUUUGGCAGUAAAUAUUUUGAAUCCAGUUGCUGCACAGACUCACUGGCAAUCUGAUUUUCUAGCCAGAGCAAUGGUUUUCAACAGCUCUACCAAAUUCUUCCUCUAACAACUUGUGCAUCUCCCAGUAGUUUUCUUACAGAAGUUCAACCUUGUCACUGACUAAUGGUGACGAGGUUUAACUUUCUUAGACAUUUUUUUGAGAUAUCUUAGCAGUACUCCACAGAGUUGUGAAAAACCACAGAUCAUGGACUGAAGAGAGCAUUUGGGUGGGUUCAGCUUUACUUCCACUGCCUUAUCUCAGCCUGUUCCUAAAGCCUGGGUCAUUCCUACAAGAGAGGCUUGGGAAUUUUUGCUGACUGAAUUAAUGGCUGUACUUUAGCUCUGUGUUUUAGUCCUAGUGAAUCUAUUGGAAAAGCUGAAGAGAGUGAGAGAAAAAGUACAAACCAAACCAAACACUACCAAGAUAAUUUUUUGUCCACAACAUGUAGUGAAAAUAAAAGAAUGCUCUUGCAUUUCGUGUCUGAAAUUGAGAAGGGAAGAAUACCCCAGCUGACAUCUGCACCUGGUCAUUCAGCCCACAUUUGGACAUUUCCUGCUUUUUUUGCUGGCAAGUUUGAAUCACUUUGCACUAAAAAAAUUCUGGAGCUUGAUCAUGUUCUGCAGUCUAAAAUGUGAUGUUUUCCUUCAUGGUGCAAAUGCACCCAUGACCACUGUACAUAUUAUAUAUGUAUGUCUGCUUAUGGUUGUCUUGCUCUUUGAUUUGAUGAUCUUGUCACUCACCCUGACCUUCCUCCCCAGGCACCUUGUGACACCUUGCUUGUGCCACCUCUAGCCCUCAGUGCCAUGGGCUGAUUUUGGGGUAGUCAGGGCCACAGGGCAGAUAACUGGACUAAUGGUUCCUGCCACCUGGGAGCUGUGGAUCUCAGAACACUGCAGUGCAGCACGUUGGGCUGAGUGAGAGCAGAGUGUUUCCUGCUCUGCUGAAGUGCAGCCACCCAUGAGAGGAGCAGAGCAGCUCCCACUGGCAGGACCAGCAGCAGCAUUUCCUGUUCCUAGGGCAUCCAUGCCCUCAGCUGGGACAGGGGAAGCACAAUCUGUGACCUGCUCUGUGCCACCAAGAAGAGAAUUUCUUCACCACAGGGACACCAAAUCUAUUAUUUGUUUCUCCACCAUCAGCACUAGAGUUGGUCACUGCCUGAGGAAGGAGAGCUCAUAGAUGUGUCUUGGAGCAGACCCCUCCAGGCUCCACAGGAAGGGCAGGAGGCAGUUCUGUGUGUUGAACCUCUCUGGAGAUGAUCUGGGUGUUUCUGCUCUGUCCUAGCCCAGAUCUGUCCCUUGGGCAUGGAGGUUCUCUAUGAACAGCUGCAAAAUACGUGGUAGAGUCACUGUCAGUGCAGGGGUUUGCAUGAAAUGUCACAGAACACUUUAAAAGAUUAAAUUCCUCCUUAUUAACUGAAUUCACCAAUUUCUGAUGCUGGAUAAUGUGUAUAUAUGUUUGGGAGUAAAAGACUUUGGUCUUGAUUCAAAAGGGCACUCUCCUAUGUCUCAAAGUACAAUUUCACAGCAAUUACCCAGAAUCUUAAAAUAAAGCAUGUUCCAAAGUG
Messenger RNA from Oenanthe melanoleuca, 5736 nucleotides. RefSeq names its product gamma-glutamyltransferase 7 (gene GGT7). The record is from RefSeq and is a predicted model, not a curated record. Gene Ontology annotation, biological process: glutathione catabolic process. Gene Ontology annotation, molecular function: glutathione gamma-glutamate hydrolase. Gene Ontology annotation, cellular component: plasma membrane. The coding region runs from base 1841 to 3580 and encodes 579 amino acids. The transcript has 15 exons. NCBI's taxonomy places the organism in Eukaryota, Metazoa, Chordata, Aves, Passeriformes, Muscicapidae.